AUGGCAGCUUGUAACAGUGGCAGCAGCAGUUCAGCUGCUCAAAUAGACAAACCAAAGAGAUCAAGUAACUGGACCGAGGUUGAAACAAGUGCUCUGAUACGUAUAUGGAAUGAAUAUUUAUCAGACCUUCGAACAGCCAAGAGAAAUGCUAAAGUAUAUGAAAAAAUAGCUGAAGAAUUUUUUGAAGCUACUGGGAUAAGUCGUGAUAAGGACCAAAUCAGAACCAAAGUUACUAAUUUGACGUUUCAAUACAGAAAACUUAAAGCUACAUGUGGAAAUGUUGCUUCAUCUUCAUACUGGCCAUAUUACGAAGCUAUCCACAGGAUGCUCGCUCAAUUCCCUGGGCAGGAUGAAAUCAGUACAUCUGAAAGUGUAUUACAGAUACCUUCAGUUUCCAAAUCAGAAGCUCCUUCACCCCCACCGAAACCAGCAUCACUUCCAAACAUAUCUGAUGAUGUUUUGCUAUCCGAGGGAAGUUCUUGCGAGUCUGAUCUCAUGGAAAAUUCAUCCAGUUUUCAUUCUUCACAACUCAGAUACGACCCACAACCCAUUAAAAAGAGGAAAACAUCAAAUGCUGACUUACAUAAGAAGCGUAUAAAACUAAUGGAAUCAAUGUUGGAAGAACAAAAGAAAAUAAGUGCAGCCGUGGAAGAAACAAAUAGAGAGGUGCAGAGAAUCCUUGACCAACAAACUCUCCUAUUAAAUCAAAGCUUGCAGCUGCAGAAGCAUAUGCUACAUUUGUUAGAAAAAGUAGUUUGCCAACAUGGUGCAAAAAAGCCAAAUGUCUUUUAAGUGCAUUUGAUUUAAAUAUCUAAUUUUUAAAAUGGUGGAUAAACCAUUUUAAAAUGGUGCAUAUGGUCAAUUACAUGCAACAUAUUCAAGGUUUUAAAUCUAAUGAUCCUUAUUUUCUACUUAGUACUCUAUUCAGCACUGAUGCAUCAUCAGGAAAGUCAUUUUUUUAAAGAGAGAAGCAGCAACAAUAUUAGGCCAUCUUGCAAUGCUCCCUAACCCCAAAGAUAAUAGAAAAAAUGCAGUAGUUCUCUGAUAGAGAUGGCUGAAUCUUUAUCCGUUAAAAACACAAAUUGCUUGUCAAUUUUUCCCUUCGUCACUAAUAAAAAUGGGUCAUUUGAAAUGUCAUUUAUCUGCAUUUUUGAGGCGGUUACAGUCACAAAAUUGGAAACUUAAUAUUAAAUGGGAAUAAACGAUACAUUUGGCGGUGACAAAGUAAGUCAUGCUGAAUUACUUAUGUUUGAAGGACAUACUACACAACAACACAGAAAUAACAAUUGGCCGCCAAAGAAGUUUGUUGAUGAAUUAGAACUGUGACAAUGCUAAAUAAAGAUUUCCCUAUUUAUUUAACUGACUUCAGAUAGUUGGGAUAAAUAUAAUUUAAAACUAGCUUCAGUCAAUCAGGUUUCUCGAAAGAUCCCAUUGUUCUGUGGCAAAACUGGUGUGCGGUGACCCAUGUUCAAAGCUGGCUGCAUGCAAUCACAUCCAGUCAUUAUAUUCAACAUUAAGAUGGCUUUUCUUUUUUGUUUCAAUGCUUUUGUUCAAUUAGAUCAAAAAAGUGGUUUGUUGGCUGCAAUAGUUUAUUUGAAAUGUUAACUUGUGUGUACUGAAGGCAUGUGGAAUAAUCUCUAUAAAUGUUGUUUGGCCAUUUAAGGGAAACUAAUAGAGGAAGCAGCAAUACUCAAGACGUUAACAUCUCAACUCAAAAGGCAUAAAUCUCAUAAAUCUACUAAACUCUCAUGUAUGUUUGUUUACUUUCAGGAAACCACUGUAAUGUUAAAGACAACCCAUGUUAUAAGUUACAUCACAAUUUCUCAACUUUGGUUCUUGCAAUAUGAACUGAAACUUCCAAUGUCCAUCUAUAUUAUACUUUAAAAUAACAAAGUUCACCUUCAUCAAGAAGUUCAAUUGUUCAUCAGGCUUCCAAAAACAUUCUGAAAUAGAUAUAACCCCUUUGUGAUUAUUUAUAUGUUUUAUUAAAGUAUUGUGUUCUUUCGGUAUCCUGCUACAUCUCACUGGUCUCUUCCCAUUAUUCAGUUUGUAAAUAAAUCUGACCAAAUCAUUUUAACUUUUA
Molecule: messenger RNA, 2083 nt
Organism: Carcharodon carcharias (great white shark)
Lineage: Eukaryota; Metazoa; Chordata; Chondrichthyes; Lamniformes; Lamnidae
Gene: msantd1
Product: Myb/SANT-like DNA-binding domain containing 1
Exons: 3
Coding region: 1-792 (263 amino acids)
Biological process (GO): positive regulation of DNA-templated transcription
Cellular component (GO): nuclear body
Source: RefSeq, a predicted model, not a curated record